Callorhinchus milii (elephant shark) is the source of this 2095-nucleotide messenger RNA. It is a transcript of the gene slc23a3, whose product is annotated as solute carrier family 23 member 3. NCBI's taxonomy places the organism in Eukaryota, Metazoa, Chordata, Chondrichthyes, Chimaeriformes, Callorhinchidae. Gene Ontology annotation, biological process: transmembrane transport. Gene Ontology annotation, molecular function: transmembrane transporter activity. Gene Ontology annotation, cellular component: membrane. The record is from RefSeq and is a predicted model, not a curated record. Bases 77 to 1930 code for a protein of 617 amino acids. The transcript is spliced from 12 exons.
ACACACACGCGCGCGCGCUGUGGGAUGUAAGCCUGUGGCCGGUGGUCGGAGUGAGGAACGUUCCCGGUGAGAGCCAAUGGAGAGGAACCGGAAUGCCACGCAGGGGAGCGAGACCACCGCACACAUCGCCCGCUUUACUGUCUGUCACCGGCCCCCCUGGACACUCAGUGUCCUGUUUGCCGUCCAGCACCUACUGGUUCAGGCCUCUCUGCUCCAGUCUGUCCACUACUUGCUGUUAGAUUCCGCCCCCUCUGCCCAGCACAGCCCCCAGCACGGAUACCAGCUGAUGCCCAGCAGCCUCUUCUCCUCAGGCCUCGCCACCCUCGCCCAGGCCAGUGUGGGCACCAGGCUGCCACUGGUUCAGGCUCCAACCUUCGAAUACCUCAUCCCCUCCAUGAUCUUCAUCACCCAAUCCACGGGCAUCAAUGGCUCCAACCACAAUGGAACAGCUGAUGUGGGGCCUUGUGAGGCUGGGAGAUGCCCAGACCAAGAGGCCGAGGUCCGAGACAGAUGGCGUCACGGCCUGUCCCAGGUGCGAGGGGCGGUGGUGAUCUCGGGGGCCGUGCGUGUGUUGUUGGGACUGUGUGGGGUUUACGGGCUCCUGUCCCGACACUGUGGGCCCAUGGUACUGGCUCCCUUGUUACUGAUUAUCGGGCUCUCCUUCUACAAAGAGGCGACACAUUUCAGCUCAUCCCAUUGGGGAAUCUCUGCCGCGUUCAUCGUCCUGGUCGUCCUUUUAUCUCAACAUUUCGGAUCCUGUUUCGUUCCCAUCUGGAGAUGGAGACGAUCCCAGGGAUUCUCCGUGUGCGCCUACAUCCCGCUUUUCCGGAUAUUCUCGCUGCUUUUCCCGACUCUGUGCCUCUGGCUGUCGAGUGUAAUCCUGAGGGAAUUGCAGAUCAUGGAACCUUAUCCAGCGGGAAAGAUCCCGGGAAUUCUCAACAGCAGCAGCAGCAACAACAGCAGCGCACAGCGCGUUCCGUGGCUCAAAAUUCCCUAUCCAGGUGAGUGGGGCCCACCCGCCUUCACGGUCCAGGCUGUGUGCAUUGGGAUCACCAUGGCAACAGCCACCAGCAUCAGCUCCAUGGGAUGUUACAUAAUGGCCGCCAAGGUCCUGGGCUGCCCUCACCCGCCUCGAGACGCCCACAACCGGGGUAUCAGCCUGGAGGGACUGGGCAGCUGUGUGGCCGCCUUCCUGGGCAGUGCCUUCGGGAUCUCCUCAAGCGUUCCCAACGUGGGAGCUCUGAUGCUCACACAGGUUCAGGCUCGUCGCUCGGUGCACAUCAACGGCCUGCUGUGUCUGCUGCUCGGAAUGUCCCCCAAACUCACCUCGUUCCUCAGCAUGGUUCCACCCGCCAUUCACGGGGGAAUGCUGAGUGUGACCUACACCACCGCGGUGGCUGUGGGAGUGUCCUAUUUCCAGUUCACCGACAUCGACUCCGGACGCAAUAUCUUCAUCAUCGGCUUCGCUGUCUUCAUGGCUUUGCUGGUCCCUCGCUGGUUCCUCCAACACCCCCAGCACAUCUCCACAGGUGUCCGGAGCCUGGAUAUCUUCAUAUUGUCUUUGCUGUCUAUGCCUGUGAUCCAGGGAGGAAUCCUGGCCUAUCUGCUGGAUAACACUGUCUCAGGGACGUUGGCGGAGCGGGGGCUGGUGGCUGGAUUUCCCGGGCUGACGAGCGUGGAGGAGGGUCAGCCCGGACCGCGAGACUCAACUAAUGUCUAUCGUCUGCCCGCAGCCGUCAGACGUCUCCUGGAAUGUCUGAGCCUCAGAUCCUUUCCCUUGAGGAACCUCUGCCCAGACUCUGACCUGCCCCUGGUCUUGCCCGGUUCCCCUGAAGAGAAGACGGACUUCCUGCCGUGCUCCCGGGAGGGGGAAGGGGGAGGAACGCCAGCCAUUGACGCUAGUAAAGAGCUGGGGGUCUUGGGGUGUUAGACGGACGAGUGUGAGCGGGCAGCGGGGGCGGGGGAGAGGGGGUGGUUGGGGGAGUAUCUUUGACCAAUGACCUUGCAGAUCAUGGAUCGGGAUGGAGUCUAGAUGUUAAGCCACGAUCUCACUCUUGCCUUUUUUUGGGGGUGGGGGGGGGGUUUAUUUUUAUAU